CAAAAAUCAAGCCGACGUGGUCCAACGUGAGCGUGACACUGUGGAGGAGCAACAGCAGCUCUCCUGCAGUGACUUCUGAAAUAAUGCUUCUUAGUGUAGAGCUGUAGAUGCCCACGAUGAGACUACAAACUCUGUCACUGAGGACGCUGCUGUUCCUGGGGCUUUGGCACACUGGAAGGAGAAGUCUAGCCUCAGCUCCAGAGCUGCAGGAACAACCCAAGAAGAUAGCUGUGGUUGGAGCAGGCAUUGGUGGCUCAUCGGCAGCAUAUUACCUGAGGCAAGAGUUUGGACCUGGGGUCAAGAUCGACGUGUUUGAAGCCGGCACUGUUGGCGGACGACUGGCAACGGUGAAGAUCGGCGACUAUGAAUAUGAGACAGGAGGCUCAGUGAUCCAUCCUCUCAACUUACACAUGAAGCACUUCGUUGAUAAAUUAGGUAUUCCUCCAAGAACAGAUGUCCCAUCUAAAAUGGCGAUCUUUGAUGGAAAGGAGCUUGUGUUCGAAGAGAGCGAUUGGUUCGUAGUAAAUUUCUUCCGCAUGCUGUGGCGAUACGGCUUGAACUUUCUUCGAAUGCACAUGUGGGUGGAGAGUGUUUUGGAUAAAUUCAUGAGAAUCUACCAGUACCAGCAGUAUGGUUACUCAUUCUCCACUGUGGAGAGGCUGUUGCAUGCCAUGGGAGGCGAUAAUUUUCUUGCUCUGAUGAAUCAGACUCUGGAGGAAACUAUGAUGGGAGAAGGUUUUUCUCAGGUCUUCAUCAAUGACAUUGUUGCACCGAUCACUCGUGUCAACUAUGGCCAGAGUGUCCGUAUCAAUGGCUUUGUGGGGGCAGUCUCAUUAGCAGGGGCAGAUUCAGGCCUGUGGGCAGUGGAUGGAGGAAAUAAGAAGGUUUGCUCUGGACUGCUUUACAACAGCAAAAGUGAGCUCAUCCCUGCUAGAGUGACCUCCAUUUCAGUGAAAGUUCGACCAUCCAAGAGAAGCACCACCGUCAGUUUAUAUGAGAUUAACUAUGUCGACGAAUCGGGAUCAGCACACGCUCUUUAUGACCUCGUGGUAAUAGCAACGCCUCUUCACCAAGGGAAAUCUGACAUCACAUUCUCAGGCUUUUCCCCUCCGAUUCCUUCUCACUACCCCGGGCGCUACCACCAGACGGUUGCCACUCUCAUCCACGGCUUGCUGAACGUGUCUUACCUGGGGACCACAGAGGCAGCCUCGGAGUUCACUGUGUCUGACGUCCUCACCACGGACUCAAACGGCUCCAUCAUCAACAGCUUGAGCUCCCUAGACCCUCUGCACAUUCCCAAAGGUUACAAACGCCCCCCUGCUAGCCAAACCAAAGUCUGGAAAGUGUUCUCCAAAGAGCCACUGUCCCAGGAGCAGCUGGAGAAGAUGUUCCUCUCCUAUGAUUCAGUGUCUGAAACUAAAUGGCUGGCAUACCCCGAGUACCGUCCACCACACCGCAAGACCCCUCCUUUCAUCCUGCACAACCGGCUGUACUACCUCAAUGCUGUGGAGUGGGCAGCGAGUGCCAUGGAGAUGAGUGCUAUCGCUGCCAGGAACGUGGCCCUGCUGGCACACCACCGCUGGCAUGAACAAACUGGCAAGAUCGACCAAGAAGACCUGCACACCCGCUUGAGAGGAGAACUCUGAAAAUUGAGAACUACUUGAAAAUUGAAGCAAAUCAAACAAUUUGAUUAUACCACUCUUUUAUAUACACCAUAUUGCCAAAAGUAUUUGCUCAUCUACCUUCACACACACACAUGAACUUGAGUGACCUCCCAUUCUUAAUCCAUAGGGUUUAAUAUGAUGUCGGCCCACCCUUUGCAGC
Archocentrus centrarchus (flier cichlid) is the source of this 1824-nucleotide messenger RNA. RefSeq names its product prenylcysteine oxidase 1 (gene pcyox1). The transcript has 8 exons. Lineage: Eukaryota; Metazoa; Chordata; Actinopteri; Cichliformes; Cichlidae. Gene Ontology annotation, biological process: prenylated protein catabolic process; prenylcysteine catabolic process. The coding region runs from base 108 to 1646 and encodes 512 amino acids. Gene Ontology annotation, molecular function: prenylcysteine oxidase activity. The record is from RefSeq and is a predicted model, not a curated record.